AUGGCUUCGGAACCGCUGCUGCUGAGCGUGUUCACUUUGCUGUUCGCCGGUUCCUGGCGCCCGGGAUUGACGGCGACGAACUACAACUGUGAUGACCCACUAGCAUCUCUGCUUUCUCCAAUGGCCUUUUCCAGUUCAUCAGACCUCACUGGGACUCACAGCCCGGCUCAGCUCAAUCGAAGAGUUGGAGCUGGUGGGUGGUCCCCGGAAGAUUCCAACGCCCAGCAGUGGCUCCAGAUGGACCUGGGGGGCAGAGUGGAGGUCACCGCAGUGGCCACGCAGGGGAGAUACGGGAGCUCUGACUGGGUGACGAGCUACAGCCUCCUGUUCAGUGACACAGGACACAACUGGAAACAGUACCAGCAGGAAGACAGCAUCUGGACCUUUGCUGGAAACACAAAUGCAGACGGCGUGGUGCACCACAGGCUUCUGCACCCCGUGAGAGCCCGCUUUGUGCGGUUCGUGCCCCUGGAAUGGAACCCGAGUGGGAAGAUUGGCAUGCGGGUGGAGGUCUACGGAUGCUCCUACAAAUCCGAUGUUGCUGACUUUGAUGGCAGGAGCUCCCUGCUGUACAGGUUCAAUCAGAAGCUGCUGAGCACCCUCAAAGACGUGAUCUCCCUGAAGUUCAAGAGCAUCCAGGGCGAUGGGGUCCUGUUCCAUGGAGAAGGUCAGCGUGGAGACUAUAUCACCCUGGAGCUCCAGAAAGGGAGGCUCGCCCUGCACCUCAACUUGGAUGACAGCAAAACCCGGCUCAGCAGCAGCCCCCCAUCAGCCACCCUGGGCAGCCUCCUGGAUGACCAGCACUGGCACUCAGUCCUCAUCGAGCGGGUGGGCAAGCAUGUGAACUUCACCGUGGACAAGUACACGCAGCACUUCCGAACCAAGGGGGAGGCCGAUGCCUUAGACAUCGACUAUGAGCUUAGUUUUGGCGGAAUUCCAGUACCAGGCAAACCUGGGACCUUUUUAAAGAAAAACUUCCAGGGAUGCAUGGAAAACCUCUACUACAAUGGAAUAAACAUAAUUGACCUGGCUAAAAGGAGGAAGCAUCAGAUUUACACUGUGGGCAAUGUCACUUUCUCCUGCUCCGAACCCCACAUUGUGCCCAUCACUUUCGUCAACUCGAGCGGCAGUUACCUGCUGCUGCCUGGCACCCCCAACAUCGACGGGCUCUCUGUGGGCUUCCAGUUCCGGACAUGGAACGAGGAGGGGCUGCUUCUGUCCACCGAGCUGUCAGAGGGCGCGGGAGCCCUGCUGCUGAGCUUGGAGGCCGGGGUCAUGAGGCUCCUGAUCCAGAAAACAACAGGGCGGGCAGCAGAGAUCCUCACAGGCAGCAACUUGAAUGAUGGCUUGUGGCAUUCAGUCAGCAUCAACGCCAGGAGGAGCCGCAUCACUCUCUCCCUGGAUAACGAUGCAGCGUCCCCUGAUCCGGACACCACCCGGAUACAGAUUUAUUCUGGAAAUAGCUAUUACUUUGGAGGGUGCCCUGACAAUCUCACCGCUUCCCAAUGCUUAAAUCCUAUCAAGGCUUUCCAAGGCUGCAUGAGGCUCAUCUUUAUUGAUAACCAGCCCAAGGACCUCAUUUCAGUUCAGCAAGGCUCCCUGGGGAAUUUUAGUGACUUACACAUUGAUCUGUGUAGCAUCAAAGACAGGUGUUUGCCAAACUACUGUGAACACGGAGGCAGCUGUUCCCAGUCUUGGGCGACUUUCCAUUGUAACUGCAGUGACACGGGCUACAUGGGCCCCACCUGCCAUCACCCCCUCUACGAGCGAUCCUGCGAGGUGUACAGGCACCGAGGGAAUACAGCGGGCUUCUUCCAUAUUGACCCAGAUGGCAGCGGGCCGCUGGGAGCUCUCCGUGUGCACUGCAACGUCACAGAGGACAAGAUUUGGACCUCGGUGCAACACAACAACACAGAGCUGACCCAUGUGCAGGGCGCCAGCCCAGAGAAGCCCUACUCCAUGGCCUUGGACUAUGGGGGCAGCCUGGGGCAGCUGGAGGCCAUGAUUGACAGCGCGGAGCACUGUGAGCAGGAGGUGGCCUACUACUGCAAGAGGUCCCGCCUGCUCAACACACCAGAUGGAGUCCCCUUCACCUGGUGGACGGGCCGGUCGAAGGAAAGGCACCCUUACUGGGGAGGCGCUCCCCCCGGAGUGCAGCAGUGUGACUGCGGCCUGGAUGAGAUCUGCCUGGACAUUCGGCACUUUUGCAACUGUGAUGCUGACAAGGACGAAUGGACAAAUGAUACUGGGUUUCUUUCCUUCAAAGACCACUUGCCUGUCACUCAGAUAGUUAUCACUGAUACCAACAGAUCAAACUCAGAAGCUGCUUGGAGAAUUGGUCCCUUGCGUUGCUAUGGCGACCGACACUUCUGGAAUGCAGUCUCCUUUAACACAGAAGCCUCCUACCUCCACUUCCCAACCUUCCAUGCGGAAUUCAGUGCUGACAUUUCCUUCUAUUUUAAAACCACGGCUCUCUCCGGAGUUUUCCUAGAAAACCUUGGCAUUACAGACUUCAUCCGCCUAGAAAUAAGCUCUCCUUCUGAGAUCACUUUUGCAAUUGAUGUUGGGAACGGCCCCAUAGAGCUCAUAGUCCAGUCUCCUUCUCCUCUGAAUGACAACCAAUGGCAUUACGUUCGGGCCGAGAGGAACCUCAAGGUGACCUCACUGCAGGUGGACAGCCUCCCGAGGAUGAGCAGGGAGACUUCGGAGGAGGGCCACUUCCGACUGCAGCUGAACAGCCAGCUGUUUGUAGGAGGAACAUCAUCAAAACAAAAAGGCUUUCUAGGAUGCAUACGUUCCUUGCACUUGAAUGGGCAGAAACUGGACCUGGAGGAGAGGGCCAAGGUCACCUCUGGAGUCCGACCAGGAUGCCCAGGCCAUUGCAGUAGUUAUGGCAGCAUCUGCCACAAUGGGGGCAAGUGUGUGGAGAAGCGCAGUGGAUACUUCUGUGAUUGCACCAGUUCACCAUAUGAAGGGCCCUUUUGCAAAAAAGAAGUUUCUGCUGUUUUUGAGGCUGGCACUUCAGUUACUUACAUGUUUCAAGAACCCUACCCAGUGACCAGGAAUCUAAGCCAGUCUUCCUCAGCGAUUUAUGCAGAGUCGGCUCCGUCUAAGGAAAACAUCGCACUUAGCUUUGUGACAGCCCAGGCACCCAGCCUCUUGCUUUAUAUCAAUUCUUCCUCUCAGGACUUCCUGGCUGUCUUGCUCUGCAAGAAUGGAAGCUUACAAGUUCACUAUCAUCUGAGCAAGGAAGAAAGCCAUGUGUUCACCAUUGAGGUAGAGAACUUUGCUAAUAGAAGGAUGCACCACUUGAAGAUUAACCGAGAGGGAAGAGAGCUUGCCAUUCAGGUGGAUGAGCAGCUCCGAUUCAACUAUAACUUCUCCCCGGAAGUGGAGUUCAGGGCUGUGCGCUCACUCACCUUGGGCAAAGUCACAGAUAAUGCCGAAUUAGAUUCUGAAGUCGCAACAGCAAACAGCCUGGGUUUUGUUGGGUGCCUGUCUUCGGUCCAGUAUAACCACAUAGCUCCUCUGAAGGCAGCUCUGCGCCACACGACCAUCGCACCGGUGAUCAUUCGAGGAGCCCUGACAGAAGCCAGCUGUGGCUCUGGGACCGAUUCAGAUGCGAAUGCAGUGACUACGGUGCACUCUUCCUCAGACCCAUUUGGAAAGAGAGAUGAGCGGGAACCACUCACCAAUGCAAUUCAGAGUGACUCGGCUGUCAUUGGAGGAGUCAUCGCAGUGGUGAUAUUCAUCAUCUUCUCAGUGGUCGGCAUCAUGGCACGGUUCCUCUACCAGCACAAGCAGUCACAUCGCACCAGCCAGAUAAAGGAAAAGGAGUAUCCAGCGAACGUGGACAGUUCCUUCAGAAAUGACAUUGACUUGCAAAAUACAGUGAGCGAGUGCAAGCGGGAAUAUUUCAUUUGA
Molecule: messenger RNA, 3924 nt
Organism: Pipistrellus nathusii (Nathusius's pipistrelle)
Lineage: Eukaryota; Metazoa; Chordata; Mammalia; Chiroptera; Vespertilionidae
Source: the annotation of a GenBank genome assembly